This is a messenger RNA of Silurus meridionalis, 5737 nucleotides long. It is a transcript of the gene ntrk2b, whose product is annotated as neurotrophic tyrosine kinase, receptor, type 2b. Gene Ontology annotation, cellular component: signaling receptor complex; plasma membrane; axon. Gene Ontology annotation, biological process: protein phosphorylation; regulation of phosphatidylinositol 3-kinase/protein kinase B signal transduction; positive regulation of kinase activity. The coding region runs from base 100 to 2472 and encodes 790 amino acids. Gene Ontology annotation, molecular function: ATP binding; brain-derived neurotrophic factor receptor activity; brain-derived neurotrophic factor binding. The record is from RefSeq and is a predicted model, not a curated record. The transcript has 18 exons. Lineage: Eukaryota; Metazoa; Chordata; Actinopteri; Siluriformes; Siluridae.
CACACACACACACACACACACACACACACACACACACACACCACCGGGGCAUUAACACUGAAACUGGUCGCGGGGUUGUUUUUUUUUUUUUUUACCGGAAUGGCUCGCUGGGGAAUAUAUGGGAUUUUGAUGGGGCUCCUGAAGCUCGGAUCUUCUUGUCCUACAUCUUGUUCUUGUAACACCUCGAGGAUCGCGUGCGUCUCCCAGGACCCAGGAAUCGAGGAUUUUCCUAUCCUGGUGCCGGAGACCGACAUGGAAAACAUCACCGACAUGUAUAUCGCAAAUCAAAACGGACUUUAUGAACUCAAGAAGAACCACAUGAAGUUUUACACAAACCUCAGGAACUUAACAAUAAUCAACACUCAACUGAAGUAUAUAUCUAAAGCAGCCUUUGACUACAAUACCAAACUUCAGUAUUUGGAUCUCAGAGACAACAGACUGUCAACACUAUCAUGGACUGCCAUUCGCAAAACCAACGUUUCGACUCUGCUGCUGGUUGGAAAUCCACUUAAGUGUACAUGUGAAAACAUUUGGAUCAAGUUUAAGAUGGAUUUGAGUGAGCAAGAUCAGCUCCAGUGUCUGCAGGACAGGAGACUGAGGACCCUCUACAAGAUUACUGUCCCUUCAUGUGAAUCGCCACAGGUAGAGGUUGUCCCCCCUGUCGUUGACCAGAUGGCAGGAAGUGAUGCAAUAGUGGUGUGUAAUGCUUCCGGCUCUCCUGCCCCUGUGCUUUACUGGAAUUUGAACACCAGUGAAUAUACACCAUUUGCAACCAGCCAUGAGAUGAACACAGUUGACCUGCAGUCUAUGUUGAUACUGAGGAACCUCUCCCACAGUGACAAUGGCCGAACCAUCAUUUGCAGCGCUGAGAAUAUUGUGGGUCAAUCUGAGGAAUCUGUCAACCUCAAUAUCCUCUUUCCGCCGAUUAUCCUGGAACUGGAGACGCCCUCGCGCAGCCAGGAUUGGUGCAUCCCAUUCAGUGUGACUGGAAACCCCAAACCUGAGUUGCGCUGGUACCACAAGGGCAAACUCCUGGAGGAGAAGUACUACAUGAAGACUCAGAUCCAUGACUCAACCGAGAGUGAGUACCACGGCUGUCUGCAGCUUGAAAUCCCAACACACAUCCACAAUGGCGUCUACACACUGUUGGCCAGCAACGAGUACGGCAAAGACCAGAGGAACGUCACCGCUCACUUCAUGUUUACCCCUGACGUGGACCACUCUGGGACAGAGUUCUACUAUGACACAACUGACAUUCCAGAAAUCCCAGGAAGUCAAGAAGGCAAAGUGGCCGUUUAUGCUGUGGUAGGGAUCGCUGGGGUUGCGCUCACUGGGUGCAUCUUGAUGCUCAUCUUUCUAAAGUAUGGUCGAAGCUCAAAGUUUGGGCUGAAAGGGUCCUCCUCAGUAAUCAGCAAUGAUGACGACUCAGCCAGCCCACUCCACCAUGUCUCCAAUGGCAACAACACACCAUCCUCCUCCGAGAUGGGCCCAGACGCUGUCAUCAUCGGCAUGACCAAGAUCCCAGUCAUCGAGAACCCACAGUACUUCCGCAAUCCUGGCAGUGUGCUGAAAUCAGACACUUUUGUGCAACACAUCAAACGGCACAACAUAGUCCUGAAGAGAGAACUAGGAGAGGGAGCUUUCGGGAAAGUGUUCCUAGCUGAGUGCUAUAACUUGUCCCCAGACCAGGAGAAGAUUUUGGUAGCUGUCAAGACCCUGAAAGAGGCGAGUGAGAGCGGGCGGGCUGACUUCCACCGAGAGGCGGAGCUUCUGACCAACCUGCAGCAUGAGCACAUUGUCACAUUUUAUGGCGUGUGUGUGGAAAGCGAUCCCCUCAUCAUGGUGUUCGAGUACAUGAAGCAUGGAGAUCUCAACAAGUUCCUCAGGGCUCACGGUCCAGAUGCGAUUUUAGUAGCAGACGGGCAGCAGAGUUUGAUGAUGGAACUGACGCAGUCUCAGAUGCUGCACAUUGCUCAGCAGAUCGCAGCCGGCAUGGUGUAUCUGGCUUCGCAGCAUUUUGUUCAUAGAGACCUGGCAACACGCAACUGCCUGGUCGGGGAGAAUCUGCUCGUGAAGAUCGGAGACUUUGGCAUGUCCAGAGACGUCUACAGCACAGAUUACUACAGGGUGGGUGGUCACACCAUGCUGCCCAUCCGUUGGAUGCCUCCUGAGAGCAUCAUGUACCGGAGGUUCACCACAGAGAGCGACGUGUGGAGUUUGGGUGUGGUCCUGUGGGAGAUCUUCACCUACGGCAAGCAGCCCUGGUACCAGCUGUCCAACAACGAGGUGAUCGAGUGUAUCACACAGGGCAGGGUUCUGCAGAGGCCUCGCACCUGCCCCAAAGAGGUGUAUGACCUGAUGAUGGGCUGCUGGCAGCGUGAACCGUACAUGAGACUCAACAUUAAAGAGAUUCACAAUCUGCUCCAGAGCCUGGCCAAGGCUUCACCUGUUUAUCUGGACAUCCUGGGCUGAAUGUCUGUGUGUAUAUGAGUGUGUGUGUGUGUGUGUGUGUGUGUGUGUUUAUGUGUGAGCAAAAAAUUGGGCUUAAAUGUUCUUGCUUGUGCUUCUGCCUCUUUAUCACAUAGACUACAGGCCCUAAAGUUGAUCACGUACAUUUCUGCAAAUUUUUUUUUGCUGUUCUUGUUGGGACAUCCGUAUCCUCCCCGCUUCAAAUUGUACUACUUUUGAGUUGUUCGGGUUUCGACGGUGAAGGCUGCGGAGGGAAAUCAGGCCGAUCGGUGUAAAUACUCCUGGAUGUUUUAGGAGGCUUUUUGUUUUUCUUCAUCGCAGUGACUGGAGGAACGUCCAGCCGAAGUACAAGCAAAACUAAAAGCAAAAAGCAAAAAAAAAAAACGAUUUAAACAGUAAAGGCUUACGCUUAAUUGUCAGAGAUGAUACACAUUUGUGAAAAAUGGACAGUUUAGAAAAAAGGGAAUUCUUUUUUUUUUUUUUUCUGGACUUGUUCUCAUCCGGUCCUUUGUUGCCACCGUGGUGCCAUUCCUUUUUUUUAUUUACACUUCCCGAAAAAAUGGAGAAUUCUUAAUUUAGAGUCAUGAACGGCUCGUUUAUUAGCACAACUUUGUCACUGUUCUGGCUUUGAGCACAGACUGCAAUGCAACUGCGUGAGAUGGAAAACCACCAGAAUGUUUUCAAAAUGAAGAGUGAUGGAACGAAGGUUUUGGGUUUUUGAAGCACAGUGGAAAGAAACGGUGAAAAUUCUGGUCGCCGUGAAGCAGUUGUGCAGAUGUCAGGACAGCUGUUAGCUCAUCUGAUUGGUCAGUUUUUUUUUCUGUGGGGUUUCAGUGAGAGCACAGUGGCAAAAAGUCACCAGCAGCGGAACUCCGUCUGGACGGUGAACGGAAUCGCUGAAUCGCAGGGCCGUUUUCUUUUGCUCGGCUCAAUCAAUGUGAUCGUCUCGGUCCUGUGCAAUGACACGGCGAGAGGAUAUUCAGUGGCGUGAAGCAGCCACGUUUUUAUAUCCUCUGGUGUUUUUUUGCGUUUGAUAUUUCAGGAGGUCAAAGUGAGUUUUCUAUGAAUGACGGAAAUGUCGAAUGGAUACAAGAAGGCGGAUUUUAUUUGCACUUAUGAUUAUAAGCCGAAAUCAUAAAUAACGAAUUCUCGUUUUUUUUUAAGAUCUGUUACUUACUAUGAGAGAAAAAAAAAACUGCUUUAAAUAUCCUUUGCUGUUUUUAUUUUCUUUUGUGUGUGUAAAAUGUAAAAGUUGGCUAUUUGAAAGCCUUGGAUUUUGGUGGGCACUGUGAUGUGAUACGAGCUGGCCUUCCCUGAGGUCAUCACCAGGAGAUAAAGACCCUAUGAAGGGAGCCAGGAUUCAGUGUGUACGUAUGUGUGUGUGUGUGUGUGUGUGUGUGUGUGGUUGAGUCUCACCUGCUUUGUGAAAAGAAGACCAGAUUUCCAGGAAGACUUACUGACCCUGCUACACCCAUCAAAACGUACAAUUUCAUUGGUUCGUUCCAGAUGAAACCCCGCCUCCUCCUCAUCUUUCUGGUUCUAGUUUAUUAAGUCAGAGUAAGUCUUCCUGUACACACACGUCUUCUCGCUAAUCGGUGGACGUCCUCACUUCUCGCGAUCUGUGCAAUCAAAAAUGUAAAUGCUCAUCAUCUACAUUUACUGUCCUUCGUACUCUGAUGUCGAAACUCUUUCUAGAGGAUUAAAAACUGGAAUAAUUUUUUUUCCCAAGAGUCAAAAAAAAAAAAGAAAAACACAGAAAUAGACUUUUUUUCCUUUGAUAAUUAGACAAAUUAUAUGAAUAAUAACAAUAACAAUCAUUUGAAAAUGAAUAUUAUUAUUUAUAAUAAUACUAUUUAUUAUAGACUUCUUCAUUUUCAUUUCAUACCUAAAAUUAUAAUUGUUUUGGUUGAAUCUGAAUAGGAUCUGACAAAAUUUGGAUUUAUCAAAAAUUAAAUAGAUAAUAAUAAUAAUUGCAAAGAAAAUAGAAAAAUAUUCAAGAACUAUAUCUGUUCUGAAUUUUAGAAGCGAGAAAGAGAUUUUUCCCCCUUUGAUAAUCAGCUAGAUUCUAUGAAUAAUAAAUGUAAAAUGAAUAUUAUUAUUUAUAAUAAUAAUAUUAAUUAAUAUAGACUUCUUUAUUUUCAUUUUAUACCUGAAAUGUUUUUUUUUUUACAUCUGGGUUGGAUCUGGCGCUAAAUUUGGAUUUAUUUAAAAUUAUUUAAAAUUCCAAAGAAAAUAGAAAUAUAUUCCAGAACUAUAUUUAGUCCGAAUUUUUAAAACAUUGUAUUUAUUUAUUUAUAUUAAAAUGACCUGAAAAGUAAUAUAAUGUACUGUUCAUAUAAUACACAUACAGUAUCCGUCUGCUCUCAACAGCCAGCCUGUAUUUCAUUAACCCAUGCUGUACAGAUCAAAUCUUUGUGUAUAUGAAUAGUAUGAUUUUAUAUAUAUAUAUAUAUAUAUAUAUAUAUAUAUAUAUAUAUAUAUAUAUAUAUAUAUAUAUAUAUUCUGUUCAAGAAGUAAUGUCAACCAUGUGACACUGAUUCAAAAAGGGGCCACAGGUGUGUAAAUACAGAUUAUUUUGUCUGACAAAAUGUACUGUACAAAAACUUCACAGUAUCAGUGAGGAUUGCAUCAUUGGUUGAUUUUUUUGUAUUUAUUUAUUUAUUUUUCCAUUUGCUCUUUUUUACCUUGUGAUGAUGUGUAUGAACAGAGGUUGCCAUGGUGACCAGCAUCCUCCAUGUCCAGGUUAAUUUCAUUCUCUUUGUCGUCCCUACCUCCUAUAUAUAUAUAUAUAUAUAUAUAUAUAUAUAUAUAUAUAUAUAUAUAUAUAUAUAUAUAUAUAUAUGGGGUUGUUUUUGUUUUUCAAAUGAAACCGGCACUUCAAUUUCUUUUCUUUUUUCGGAACCCACCUUUAAUUUGGGCUUCUAAUUUCCUCUGGUUUCAUAUUUUACAAAACCGAAUUAUGAAAAUUUGCUAUUUUUUAUUUCAGAGAAAUCUUUUUAACAAUGACUGUGUGUUUCAGAGCGAGUAAGUGUGUACGUCCUGGUGCAAAAACAAACAAACAAAACAAAACAAAACAAAAAUGUGCAUAGUAUGUGCAUGUAUGAGAGCAUUCGAAUGAUUCGGUUUCUUUUGCUCCUGGCAGAUUCAGUCUCACUGCUUCGACUCGAUCAGUAUUCUCUACGCUUUGUGCAUCCUGAGAGCAGCUUCCCUGCAGUCAGUGAAAAUGUUCCUUGUACUUCUGUGCAUUUAAUAAAAGUGGUAUGUCUUA